AUGGCGCAUGCUUAUCUCUUGCGUAGUGAAUUCACCCUGUUUUCCCAUGUCCUGUCGAGCGUAGGUGUCCUCAUGGGCCACGUUCCAUCACAACCAGAAGUCCCCCGUCCAGCCCUCCGAGAGCGGCGGUUCCCAUCCAGUGUGUAUGGCACGCUGCGAUACGGUAGUGUGGAGGAGGUCGGGCAGUUGUUGGAGGAGGACCCGGCUGGUAUGGCUGAGUACGAGGGCGCUUCGGGCCUCACUCCUGUCAUCCUUGCUGCCAAGUUGGGUCGAGUUGAUGUCCUCGAGAAGUUGCUGAGGUGUGGUAUGCCUGUGGGCUCUCACAGUGCCAUCACUACGCCCCUCCUGGAGGCAUUGGGCCGGGCUAGAUGUGACUGUGUUGAUUUGUUACUCAGGAGCUCCCCUACUCUGGUGACAGUCGCCAGCUUAUCUGGUGUGACGCCUCUGAUGUCAGCUGUCGCGGGAGGAUGCAUGCACUGCAUUGAAGAGGUCUUGAUACGGCUCGGGCCAGUGCAUCCCUCUGCCUCGGCGGGAGUCCUAUCGGAGGGGCGAACUAGCGUCUCUCCUAUGCAGAUCGCUGUAGCGACUAGUAGGAAGGAUGUGGUGCAGCGGCUGUUGGACAGCGGGAUAGGCCCGGAUGAGGGCAGCGUUGAGGAAUGUGUAAGAUUGCAAAAUGACAACAUACUGUAUUUACUGUUGGAGUCUCUCCCUGAGGGUCCCAACGCUGUACUGGAUGCGGCUCUGGUGGAGGCUUGUAGGGGCUGCUCGAACGCUGGUCUUGUAGCUCGCCUCCUGAGCGAGCACGGAGCUCGAGUCAGCCCUAAGGCACUUCAAGCGGCCACUGACCCGGGGAUAGUGGCGAUUUUGAUGAGCAACUGCCAGGCGUUGAGAUUUAGUGACAGUGAAUGGAUCGGAAUAUUGGGGGCGCAUGUGAGCCAUUCGAGGGUGCUGGAGACGCUCUGGUCGUCCACUUGGAUUCCACAACGGGCAAGGCUGAAGGCACUCGAGAUCGCGGUGGCCCAAGACGCCCCCAGUGCUAUUGUGAGGGUCAUGGAGAAGACCAGUAACGGUGUUCUGCUGCCCAGGGACGAUCUUGAGGAGGCCCUACUGGUUCGGUCAGCCCAGUGCGGCUCCACCAGAUGUCUGUAUUAUUUACUGCGUGAUUAUGCUACUAUUUCCAUCUCCCUACCGAAGAUAAGACUGAAGGUGGUACCGAAUACGUACGUGGAUGCUCUUGAGAGGGCUUCUGUCAAUGCCCAUCACACUGUGUUAGAUAUGCUGCUCAACAACGGCUGUAUGGUAACUGAGACCGCCCUAGUGGCUGCCACUCUAGGUGGCUCAGAACUGUGUCUGCAGCGGCUACUCUUCUCGGCCGACAUCAAAGGGUUGAAGGAAAGUCUCGGGUGGUGGUACGACUCCCUGCUCAUUGCGGCCUACACAGGGCACGUGGGUUGUGCACGCGUGCUGCUUUCCUUAUGGCCGGACAAGGCAGCAGAGAGGAUACGUUUGAGCGACGGAGGAGGCGUUCGGGCAACGCCGUUGAGCGUCGCAGCGCUGAGAGGUCACGUUGGGAUGGUCCACCUGUUGGGUGAGUAUUGCAACACUAAGCAGAUGGUCAAUGCUUUGGAGGUCGCAGCGUUCAUGGGAUAUCCCAGAGUCUGCGAGGAGGUGCUGAAGGCCCUCCCUCAGCCGUUACCAGGCUGGGCGUUGCCUCGGAAGACUAAGCACGAGGGCAUCAGCCUAUGGUUGCAAGAUUGCACUAAGGCGGAGAUCAUCAGCUGA
Perkinsus marinus ATCC 50983 is the source of this 1782-nucleotide messenger RNA. RefSeq names its product ankyrin repeat domain containing protein. The coding region runs from base 1 to 1782 and encodes 593 amino acids. The record is from RefSeq and is a predicted model, not a curated record. NCBI's taxonomy places the organism in Eukaryota, Perkinsozoa, Perkinsida, Perkinsidae. Gene Ontology annotation, molecular function: protein binding. The transcript has a single exon.